Molecule: messenger RNA, 5734 nt
Organism: Patiria miniata (bat star)
Lineage: Eukaryota; Metazoa; Echinodermata; Asteroidea; Valvatida; Asterinidae
Gene: capn7
Product: calpain-7-like
Exons: 20
Coding region: 168-2786 (872 amino acids)
Biological process (GO): proteolysis
Molecular function (GO): calcium-dependent cysteine-type endopeptidase activity
Source: RefSeq, a predicted model, not a curated record
GUGCCAGCGCAGCGCAGGCCAACUACUGUUUUGCUACAUGUAGUGUGAAAAUGAAAUGAAGGGCAUCGUCGAGUUAUUUUAUAUUAUGGUUAAACAUGUGAUGUUCGAUGUUUCGACACUAGGCCUAUUUGAACAAUAUAAAUAAGAAAUCAAAAGUCUCCAUCGAGAUGUUUUGGUCAGACUACUCCAGUAACUAUGGAGAAAACGAGGUCGUCGGCAGUGUAAACCCCGGAGACAGUUCAUCGAGGCCUGCCCAUUCAGAUGUUUUGGUUCGUGACGCUCGGGAGUUUGCAACCACAGCGAUAAAAUGCGACCAGGCAGGGCAGUAUCAAACUGCCAUAUUCUACUACGCUGAAGCCAUCCAAGCAAUGUAUAAUGCAUCUCUUGCUGAUCCAAACCUCAACCUUGCUGAGCGAUAUUCAGAGUACACCAAGCGUGUCAAAGAACUGCAUCAGAUUGUUAAUCAGAACUCUGGACAGGCAGCGACACAAACAAAGUCUGCUGAGCAGAUGGCUGCUGAGAGAGCUAAGUUCUUGUUGAGACAAGCAUUUGAUGAAGAUGGGCAUGGAAAUGCAGAGGAUGCAACAGAACUCUACCUGAAUGCUGCUGAGAUGUGCAUAGAAGCUGCAAGAUCAUGCUCAUCUGGAGAGCAGAGAAGCAAGCUCAAUAUACUAGCCAAGCAAGCGAUGGAUAGGGCAGAACAGCUCAAGACAAAGAAUGAGCCAGUGCUACGCCUUCCAGAGCCUCCGUCCUCCCUUCCUGACUUGCCGAACAACGCCAGCAUCCAUACAUCUCACUCCUCCCAUUCCACACCCCAGUCCUCACCUAAGCCAACCAAGAGGAAUACUCACAGUGCAGGCAGUGCAAGUGUCGGGUCAAAUGAUGGCCGGCUGUCUGCAUCGGGAGGUGGUGGUGGUGGUGGUCCAAAUAGAGGAGGGAAUAGAGGUGGUGGAGGAGGCUCCUAUACAGCUGAAGAGAUUAAAGUACUAAGGACCACUUCAUUUAUUAAUGGUCGAGAGUUUCUUCCAUAUAUAUCGCAAGCUGACUUGAAAGAAAAGUUUGCCUUCUCUAUUCCUUUCACAGACAAGUUGGGUCAGCUAGCCUUAGCCGCUAAGCAGAAAUCCAGACUUGCUAAGUUUGUCCGACCAUCAGAAUUCUGCUCAGACCCACAGAUGAUCUUUGCUGUGUCAGCGUUCAGUAUAAAACAGACAAUUGUUCAGGAUUGUUCCUUCCUUGCAUCCUUGGCCAUCUCAGCUAACUAUGAAAGACGGUUCAAGAAGAGUGUUAUCACAAAAAUUGUCUAUCCCCAAGACAAGCAGGGCAAGCCAAUCUACAACCCCUGUGGGAAGUACAUGGUGAUCCUUCAUCUCAAUGGAGUCAAAAGAAAGGUGAUCAUUGAUGAUUAUCUGCCCAUGGAUAAACAUGGUGAUCUGCUGUGCUCAUUUUCCAACAACCGCAAUGAAUUAUGGGUGUCUCUGUUGGAGAAAGCCUACAUGAAGGUGAUGGGAGGCUAUGAUUUCCCUGGAUCCAACUCGAACAUUGACCUGCAUGCCCUAACAGGCUGGAUCCCUGAACGCCAAGCCAUCAGACCAGACUCCAAGGAAUUCGACAAAGACAAAGUCUUUGCUAAACUCAAAGACCGCUUCCAUAAAGGAGAUGUCCUUGCUACCUUGGCAACGGGCAUGAUGUCUGAUGCUGAAGGAGACCGGGCGGGACUGGUACCCACACAUGCUUACGCCAUGUUGGAUAUACGGGAGAUAAUGGGAAGAAAGUUACUGCAACUCAAGAAUCCUUGGAGCCAUCUGCGAUGGAAAGGACGAUACUCGGAGACAGAUGAGACAAACUGGACUGCAGAGCUUCAGAAGGCACUCAACUUUGACCCCAAGAAUGCUCAGCAGUUUGACAAUGGAGUGUUUUGGAUUGACCUGGAUUCAUUGUGUCACUUCUUUGAUGUCAUCUACAUGAACUGGAACCCCAAACUCUUCCCCUACACAUACGUCAUCCACAGUGAAUGGAAGGCUGGAGAGGGUCCGAAGAAAGACAACUUCAAUCUGUCCAACAAUCCCCAGUACAAACUGGAUGUCAGGGGCAAUGGGGCCGUGUGGGUGCUGCUGACAAGGCAUAUCACAGACAAGGAUGACUUUGCAGACAAUAAGGAAUUCAUCACCUUGCUGGUCUACAAAGGAGGCAAGAAGGUCUACUAUCCCAAUGACCCUCCACCAUACAUUGAUGGUACAAGAAUCAACAGUCCUCAUUAUCUCUGCAAGAUGCUGAUUCAAGACAAGAGCGUGUAUACAAUUGUAGUGUCUCAGUUUGAGAAGAGCAACACCAUUCGCUAUUCACUCAGGGUGUACAGUACCUGUGAGUUUAAGCUGAGCAAGAUGCCAGAGCCAUACACUAAUACCAAACAGAUCACAGGCGAGUGGAAGGGUAGGACUGCUGGGGGAUGUGCCAAUAACCGAGCAUCAUUUGUCAACAACCCCAUCUACCAGGUGACCUUACUGGACAAGACAAAAGGAAACUACUUCAUGGUUGACCUCAAGGGACCAAGGGAGUUCCAUGUUGGCUUUGAGAUUGUUGCAAUUGCCUCAGAUGGUCCAGGCACGGCAUCAUUCAACAAACAAAUGAGUGGCGAUUACAGACGGGGUUUCACUGUGGUUCAGCUGGAGGAUCUACCAGGAGGAACAUAUAACAUCCGACCCACAACAUUUGCUCCAGGACAAGAGGGGCCAUUCUUCCUAACAUUGUCUGCAUCAUGCCCUAUGAAAGUGGCUCAACUUCAAUGAUCUAAAUAAGACUGAACUAAGGACAAAACAAAGUGAUGAUACAGGAUCCACCCCUACUACAUCAUGUAGUUAUUGGUGUAAAACUUACAAUUGAUGACAGUGGCACUUCAAGGAUUUUUGAGUAUGGGAGCCAGGGGCUGGGGUGGUGGAAUCAGCAUCUUAUGGUAGGGAGCCUUCGGUGGUCUGUUUGGUCUCAAACAUUCUGGGCAUUUAUGUCCAGUAUAAAGCCCCUCUAUUUAUCCCUUCACAACUGGAUAAAUGACAGGAAAUACUAGUAACGUACAGAACUUGCUCGAUUGCACAAGACCAAUUCUAUAUCUACGAAAUUGCUGGCUAGAACUUACUGGCUGGAACUGCCAGGUUGCUUAGUCUGCUGAUAGCCAUGGAGUUUCUAACUGCUGCUUUGAUGAAUUUCAUUUUGAAAAACUCACAAAAGGGAGAGGAUACAGGGAAGACUACUGCAAUUUGAUCAAAGCCUGUAUGGGUCCUGAAAACCCUCUGCAAAUGGUUCCAGUGAAAUGAUGAACUUGCAGUAGUUUCCUCCCAUCUUCACUGCAGCAUUUGAGAACGCGCUUUGUUGAAUAACAAAUGUCUUAGACCUGCCAUAUUGGCAGUUCCUGCUGUGGUCAUAACCAGUCCCGGCAUUUUUUCCAAAAUCUAAGAAGCACUGACUUUGAGGAUUGAGUGACUGUACGAUUUCAUAAUUACGCAAGAAUCAUAAUCGAAGCGCCUUUUCAUUUCUGAUAUCAGUCUACCAGAAUGCGAUAUGCUAAUUGAGCCUGAACUGUCUUUGAUUGUUGCAAUGGUGUGAGCCUCGCCUUAACUACAUGUGGCAGUAGCUUCUAGCAUGAUAUCCUUCUCUAAAUACUCAGGUAAUCAGCGUUUUCCCUUUCUUUGACAACUCAAUGGAUUCAAUGUAGGUCAGAUGGUCCAUGUAAAGGAUAUCCAAGCCCUGCUCUUCUUCUAUGGUUUGUGCGUCAUUCCAGAGGAGAUUGUCUUAUAGCUGUGAGAUGAGAAUAGUUCAGCUGCCUUAUUGACAUCCACAUCAAUAGAUUGAAGCGUGUUGGAAAGUUGGUUUGUCUUGGUAUGUCAGUAAACAUUACAAGUGUCUUGAGGAACUGGGCAUUGACCUAUGCCAAUAGCAUCAACUGCCCAGUCAGCAUGGGGUUUCGUUAUCUAUUUCCUCUAACAGACAUAUCAGCGCUUGAAAUCAUUCUCUACCAUCCAGCAAGCGUUACUCUAAAGCCCAACAUGUCUGUCUUUCACUAGGAUACAUAUUCGUAUUGUCCACCUAUUUGAAAUGAACAUAAGAUCCACUCAUAAACACAUAGACUUCAACAAGUACCAAGCUUAGAUGAUGACAGCAUGAGUCAGUCAAGAAGUGUGCAUGAUACAAAUGUAUGUUCACUGCCAUGCUCAUCGUCUAAGCAUCGUUUUUGUGCACAUCACUAAAAUUACUCGCCAAGUGGUUUUAUGAAGUGAUGACUUGUUCUCACUGUGGCUUCACACCAGUACGCUUUGUUCGCCAACUGCCCAACAGAGGUUCCUUGCUUUUGAAUGUUCUUGUAUUCUGACCAGGCAACCAUUGCUUCGGUGAUAGUCAGCGUGACGUUUUGUUAAACAUCCAGGAUUCCCAACAACCUUCUUCCGUUUGGAAUAACCAGUACAAAUUGUAAUAGUAAUACAGGCAAAAGGACUGCAAAGAAUACAGAAUUGUCAUUUUCUGCCAAAUUGUAUGUGCAGGCCGAGUCAGCUUGCUUUGGCAAGUUUGAAGUAAAUGUCAGCCUGAGAUAUAUAUUAUGAUCAUAAAUUGUCAGUUAUAACUGGCUGUCACAGGUUUCAGCAAUCAUACCUUUACCUUCAUCAACACAUUUAGCUAGUGUUUUUUUGUAGAAAGAUUCAUAUUCAUCUUGAGGUACAAAUGCUUAUCUUUUAUAGUUAUAAAAGUUUCGAUGGAAGGGGUGUCGUGCAAUUGCUUUAUUUUUUUUAUUAAACAGUUCAGCUUCUAUGUGUAUAGCAACAGUUUCAUAUGCUUCAACUUGCGUCAAAUCAAAAUUAAUGUUAAAUGUAUACAAAUCACAAACAGAAACAGUUCAAGAAAGCAGAGUUUCCGAUCAAGUAAACAUUUUAUUCUCUAAUCUGAAACCCAAGACAUAUAUACAUAAAAGUGUGUUGAUAUGAAAUAUAGAUACAAAAGAACAAACACUGUACAGAAAGGUGUGGUGGUUUUUACAAAGCAUAAGUUAACUUAAAACACUUGUUGAAUAAAUAGUCAUUUUGUAAAUAUUGCCUUUUUGAGGCCCAUGAGCAUCAGCAGUGAUUGAAAUAUAAAUUAUUUUAUGCUUUAGAAAGUUCUAAAAGGUGGUCUUUUAAAUGGCAAAAUAAUGUAUGUAUAAUGCAAUUUCAUUUAAAUUUAUUUGAUAAAACAUUUUCUAAUGAGCAAAUGUUAUAAUAGUUAUCAUGGUGGAAAAUACGUUCCAACAAAUCUUCAUAUUAAUGUAUGAGUAGCAUUGCUGAUUUGUAUUCAUCAGUUAUAAUAUGACAGGUCUUGAUCAUCAAGGAACCUGCAUCAGUAUGCUUAGAUAUUUGGCCAUUUGCCCAGACUUACAGUUAUUUUUUUUCCAACUUUCAACAUUUUCAUAGCCACGGAAAUGUCUUUUUAAUCAAGUGGCACUAAUUCAGAAAUAAAGGGUUUCUCAUCGUAAAAAAUUGGAAGACUUCUAACUUCAUUAGUUAACUUACAUGAUGAAUGUAAACUAUUCAAGUAUACAUGUAUGUUUACUGCGCAAGCAAGCAAUGUUACAACUGAAUGCACACUUCAUUCAGUGUGUUAAACUCAUCUAUUGGUUACAAAAACAUUCACGUCAGCUAGUUUAGUAUCUAGGCUUUUUUGUUUGGCAAAAAGUGAAAGAAAUAAAAUAGCACCUUCAGAGUGUUUCUUUUUAGAA